This is a messenger RNA of Coffea arabica (coffee), 1485 nucleotides long. The record is from RefSeq and is a predicted model, not a curated record. Lineage: Eukaryota; Viridiplantae; Streptophyta; Magnoliopsida; Gentianales; Rubiaceae.
UGGAAUGUUUUGUAUAUUUACCAUUCUAAUGGCUCUUGAUUCUACAGUUCCUGCUGCAGCAACAGGAUUGAUGAACUUCUUUGAGCCUGCUCUUUUGUUUAUUCAGAGGUGGCUGCCCUUGUUUUAUGUUCCUUCUUUGGUGGUUUUGCCUCUUGCCGUUAAAGACAUUCCCGCAACUUCAGGGGUUAAGAUUUGUAUAAUCAUAGUUGGUGGAUGGUUAGCUUCACUUGCAGUUGCAGGUUACACUGCAAUCGCUGUAAGAAAAAUGGUAAAUACAGAAAUGAUACCUGCUGAACCAAUGUCAAAGCCUUCUCCUUUUUCUCAACUGGAGAUUUGGGCUUGGAGUGGGAUUUUUGUUAUAUCGUUUAUUGCAGCUUUUUGGUAUCCAACGGUGCUUGGCACAAGUGCAAGAACAUGCCUUCCUUUUCUACUGGCAUCAACUGUAUUAGGCUAUAUGGUUGGUUCUGGGCUUCCAUCUGGGCUCAAGAAAGUUUUCCAUCCAGUUAUUUGCUGUGCUCUUUCUGCAGAUUUGGCAGCAUUUGCUUUUGGAUACUUUACUCGAAGUGGACUUAAUCCAGUUCUAGGAUAUUAUCUCACAAAGGCAUCCUCUAAUCCUGGAGCUGGUGAUAUUCUUAUGGGAUUUCUAGGAUCGGUUAUCCUUUCCUUUGCCUUCUCAAUGUUCAAACAGAGGAAGCUUGUUAAGAGGCAUGCAGCUGAGAUUUUCACCUCAGUCAUUAUCUCAACUUUGUUUUCUUUGUACUCAACGGCUCUGAUUGGACGACUUCUUGCAUUGGAACCAAGUUUAACUAUAUCAAUACUUCCCAGAUGCAUUACUGUGGCAUUGGCUCUCAGCAUUGUAUCUUUCUUUGAAGGUGCCAAUUCAUCUCUCACAGCUGCAGCUGUUGUAGUUACUGGGCUCAUUGGAGCGAAUUUUGUUCAGACAGUGCUUGAUAACCUUCGCUUCCGUGAUCCUAUUGCUCGAGGAAUUGCAACUGCAUCUAGUGCGCAUGGCUUGGGAACAGCAGCAUUGUCAGCAAAGGAACCUGAGGCUCUUCCAUUUUGUGCCAUUGCAUAUGGACUUACUGGCAUAUUUGGUUCUCUAUUUUGCUCCAUUCCAGCAGUCAGACAAAGCUUGUUAGCAGUAGUUGGCUAAAACAUCCAGCUGCUAGUGGAAUAUGUGAGCAGGGCAUUGCUAUACAUGAUCUGCUUAUCACCUUGAGACAAUUAGAAAAUUCUGAAGACUGGCUAAAAAUUUGGCAAUGUUUUAAUGGAAAUCCAUAAUCCUAUCUGCUUUUUCUUCAACAUAAGUUCUAAAGGGCACAUUUCUGCUGCAUUGGCUUAAUACAGUACUAGCUAAAUUGAGUAGAUGAGUUAGCAUAAUUUGUCAUGUGACAUCUGCCAAGAACUGCAACUAAGGAUGAUUUAGCUGCAAAUGUGGCAGCGCAUAUUUGAUUUAUCACACGGUGCAUCUGCCAUGAAUCACAA